Messenger RNA from Lathyrus sativus (Indian pea), 564 nucleotides. Lineage: Eukaryota; Viridiplantae; Streptophyta; Magnoliopsida; Fabales; Fabaceae. The record is from the annotation of a GenBank genome assembly.
AUGGUGCAUUGUACAGUUCAGCCUCUCACUCUUUCUAAACUUCCCGAUUCCUUCGCAUUUCGCCAUAAACCCUCUUUUACUCCCAAUCGUAUACUCUCAUCUCGCUCAAUUUUCCUUAGAAAUUUAAGGGCAACAGCGUCUGAGGAAACAUCAAGUGGUGCAGGUACAUUUUUCAACGAGAAACGUGAUGGUGUGAUAACUUUAGAGGCUGGUAAAAAUGGCUACAAUGGAACUGUGGAGAAUGAAGAACCAAAGGAAGAGUUGCCUUCGGAUGGAGAAAGCCUGCCGUUGGAUUUGCUUGAAAAGCUUAAUUUAAAGAUUGACUUAGAUGACACUGCCUCUCUUGCUGUGUACGGUGGCGGUGCUAUAGUGACUCUGUGGCUAACUUCAGCUGUCAUUGGUGCUAUUGAUUCUAUCCCAUUGAUUCCCAAACUGUUUGAAGUUGUAGGGCUUGGAUAUUCAUUAUGGUUUACUUACCGAUAUUUGCUUUUCAAGAGAAAUAGAGAUGAACUGUCCUCUAUAAUAGAGGGACUCAAGGAACAAGUUCUUGGUUCAGAAGAUUAG